This is a messenger RNA of Ictidomys tridecemlineatus (thirteen-lined ground squirrel), 1965 nucleotides long. RefSeq names its product clathrin binding box of aftiphilin containing 1 (gene Clba1). Gene Ontology annotation, cellular component: AP-1 adaptor complex; trans-Golgi network membrane. The record is from RefSeq and is a predicted model, not a curated record. Gene Ontology annotation, biological process: intracellular transport. NCBI's taxonomy places the organism in Eukaryota, Metazoa, Chordata, Mammalia, Rodentia, Sciuridae. Gene Ontology annotation, molecular function: clathrin binding.
AGCCGCCCCAGAGAAGUGCGUGGGGCUGCCCUUCGCCCUCCCGCCAGGGACGCGCUCCGGGGCUCUAGAGCGCCGCGCCAUUUCUUCCCUUUUGGGCCUGGCGCUAGAGCCCGGCAGCCCGCCUUGUCGUUGGGGCCCCCAAGACGCGCUCCAGACUGCAGCGGUCCUGCCGGUGGGCUUACGGGUCCGGCACCUUGGUUGGCCGCGGGACACGCCCCUGUGCUGGACUGGUCAGCAGCGGCCAGGCGGCGUCGGCACACAGCAGCACGUGGGUACUCGCCCGGAAGCCGCGCCGGCCCCGACAGCGUGGCUGGCGGCACCCCAGGCCCUGUCUAGCGCAGCCCUGGGCAGCUUCAGCCCAGCAACUGUAUGCCUCGUGCGCAGCUCCUCUUCUGGUCUGCUGGCCUGGCGGCACGAAGAUGCAAGACCGGCAGAAGUGGUGGGGAGAGUCCGUGAGUGACUUCACAGGGGAACGGGCCGAGGUUUCCCACUGCUACACAGCUGAAGGACAGAGUGGUGACAAUUUGGAACGGAUAAGGAUCUACAGUGAGGGUCCUCCGUCUGUGCCAGGUGGGAAAGCCAGCAGCUCUCCAACGGGAGAGGGCCUUCCGACUUGCACCACUAGUUGUACCGACGCGGGGGAGCUCAGCAGCACGUGGGGGGAGUUUGAAGGCUUUAGAGAAUCUUCAGCCAAGUCUGGACUCCCUCAGUCCCUUGAACUUCUGGAAAGACCCACCGAUCCUCAGCCACUAGGAAUUCCUGCCUUAAAGGAAGAUGGUUCUCACCUACCACACCAGGGUGGAUCCGGGGCAACAGGAAUCACUUCUCACCCAUCUUCAGAGCCUGUUCUCAGGUAUGAGAACAUAUUUAGGUUUGCUUUUCAAGAAGUCACAGUUGAGCAGGCAACUGAAGAUGUUUCCACCUUAGACCAUUUCUUGGACAUAAGCAGUGAAGAAGACCCUGGCCUUGCAUCUGCACAUAGACUGUGUUCUGAAUCUAGAAAAGUCUGGCGAGCCCUUCAGAACACCAGCAACAUGUCUGCUUUGCGAUGCCUCUGGAGCCAGUCUCAUUGCCAGGAGAAGCUCUUCCUGGUUCUUGGCAUAGAAGCUGCUCAGAAGAGUCCUUCCAGAGACCAGGGUCACAUUUCAGAAGGUCCUGACCUCAAAGGUCCUGAAGAGCUGCUGGCACUCAGCACCUUCGACCUGCCCCACUGCAAAGCCCUGAUCCAGACGAAGCUCUCAGGGACACCUGGCAGCAGACAGGGGAGCCUCAUUACCUACAGCCUCUUUCUGAAGACACCCCUGCAUGGAAACGGGCGACACAUCACAAGUCCACAGGAAAAGAAGGUUUUCCCUCCACGUCACCUAAAGCUGGCGUUUUUUAACAGGGAUGUGUGCUAGAAACAGGAGUAUGUCAUGUAGGCAUUUCACAUCAUCUCACUGGUUGGGUUUGGUUUCCUAGGCUCUUUCAAAACCCCUGCCUCAGGUCUGAUCAGGAAGCAUGGGGUGUCUUGGGCAGAGCCAGUCCCCAAGCAGAGGGGAGGGGUUUCUGGAUGCACUGCAGCCUGACCAGCAGAUGCCACCUGCUCCUGGUGGAGGGUGUCAGGGAUGAUCCCACACCUGGCCCAAAGUGGGGCAUGUACUGAAAUACCACCUGGGAGACAGCUGCACUUUGAGAAACAGCAUUGGCACCUGGUCCCAGGAGGUCCUGGGCUUCUGUGUUGUUCCUGGAAGUGCCAUGAGCACUCCCCAACCGCAUUCACACUGGUGGCCUUGGGGACAGGCCUUUCUGAUGGCUGGGAGGCCACACUGCGCCAGCCCUGGAGGCCCAGGUGGGUAGGCAAGUGUAUUUCACUGGUCAUCUCCUGCAUAGAUGGUUUUCUUCCAGGAAAGGGCCAAGCGGGCAGCACUGACUUUGUAGAGCUUUACUUAAUAAAGGGCCUCAGUAAGCCUGUGCUCUUGCUGA